CGUUCUCUCUCUCCUUCCUCCUCCCUCCCUCCCCCGCUCCCUCCCCGCACUCCCCGGCUCCGGCCGCGCGCUGGCUGGGCUCCGCAUUGCACACUCUGGGGGCGCCGCAGUGUUCGUGGGAUGGGGCAGCGGGCUGCGGUUGGCUGCCGGAAUCCGCGAGCAGCCCGGAUUCCUUGUACCAGGGUUACCUGGGUGAUUAGCUAUGAUGUCUGAUUCAUUUGAAUGUAACAAGUAAUCCAUUGGAAUAAAACCGGCAGUUGAGUAACUCAUGCAAAGGUGCGAGUUCCCUCCCGUGGUCCCAAGUUCUGGCUCCCGGGCCCCCUGUAUGAGUGACGCCUCGGUCUGCCAUGGAACCUGGCCCUGCCCUGGCCUGGCUGCUGCUCCUGAGCCUGCUGGCUGAUUGUCUGAAAGCUGCUCAGUCUCGAGACUUCACAGUAAAAGACAUUGUGUACCUCCAUCCUUCAACCACACCAUAUCCUGGUGGAUUUAAGUGUUUCACCUGUGAAAAGGCAGCGGACAAUUAUGAGUGCAACCGAUGGGCUCCAGACAUUUACUGUCCUCGAGAGACCAGAUACUGCUACACUCAGCAUACAAUGGAAGUCACAGGAAAUAGCAUCUCUGUCACCAAACGCUGCGUUCCGCUGGAAGAGUGCUUGUCCACCGGCUGCAGAGAUUCUGAACAUGAAGGCCACAAGGUCUGCACUUCCUGUUGUGAAGGAAAUAUCUGUAACUUGCCACUCCCCCGAAAUGAAACUGAUGCCACAUUUGCCACAACGUCACCCAUAAAUCAGACAAAUGGGCACCCACACUGCAUGUCAGUGAUAGUGUCCUGCUUGUGGGUGUGGUUGGGACUCACGUUAUAGCAGCUCCAAGGUGCCAUGUAUAGUAGCAAUCCUUGGGGAUCUCCAUGGUCCAUGAUCAUGCAUGAGUUGUUGGCUUGACAAUAAUUACACAUGUGAAACCAUGACACUCACAGAUGUCUUCACAGCCAAGCAUUUCUACUUACCGUGAGGAAUAAGCAUUGCUUCAGUGUAGUCAUUUCAAGUCCAAGACCUCAUCAUAGCCAGCCUGCCCCCAAAACAGACCCUGAGUUAUAUACCGCAAACCUUUCUUUUCACUUCAGGAAAUAGUUCUGCAUUUAUUGAGAUCUGAGGUUCUUAAUUUGGAAUACAUGCAUGAGUCAUAGGAGGUCCUGGGACCCUCUGAGAUGUUAGAGAAUACGUUAAAUGAAUAUGCAUAGAUGUGUGUUCUUCAGGAGAAAGGUAAGGGACCACUGGUUUAAAUAUAAUCAUGAAUUUAUUUAUAGCUUUAGAAUUUUAAAACUUUGAUUCCGAAAUGAAUGGACUAUUUCCUUGAAGAUUCUGACUGAGUUCCUGGAAAAGUUGUCAGCAGUUGUCCAAUUUAAUUUUCCCCACAUUCUUCUCCCAGUGGUGGGAAUACUAUUCCCUCUGCUCUGUGCAGGAAAUAAAACACAAUCAUAAGUUUGUUGCAUAGGGGGAGGGGUAGCUGGAGAAGGGUCUUUCCCAACUUAAUAGAACUAGCAUCCAUAAAGUAGCUGUGGUUGCUUUCAUUGUAAUUGGCAAGAUUGGUCUUGAUUUGGUCCCUCAUUGUGCCCCAUGAGAUCCUGAAUUCUACCUGGGCCAAAGGGUAUCCAAAGAGUCCCAAAACAGGAUGGAGUUUUCUCCACUUGGGGAUCUAUUCAGGCAUAGUUAAACUAGACAGAGAGAGGAUUUCAGAAUGAAAGGAAAGAGAUGUGUGGUGGUUGACCCGAGUUCACUGAGGGCCCUGUCAGUGGCUUAGCCAGAUCUCCCAUCUGCACUUCAUACUGCCAGAGAGCGCUCCCAAGUUUUUCCUCUUUCAAAUCCCCAGGGACUUUAGGGAGAAGUUUCUGCAUCACACUAUCUCAAGACUGAUAGGGAAAGAAGACAUAAUGUCCUAGGAGGAGAAGUAGGUGGGCCAGCUGGGUGAUGGUGAGACUAGUAAGCAGACCCAGUGGGAAUUUUUCUUUCUUUUAGGUGAUUGCUUUUGAAGCAGAUGGCACAAAUUUUGCCAUCCUUCCUGUAUUUUUGGCCUGAGUUACAACUUGUUCUUCUUCCUUGUAAAUCAUUUAUACAAUAUUUAUUUUUGUAUGGCAUAACUAGAAACUUACAUAUAUUGUAAAAUAUUCUUUAUUCUGAACCAAAUGACCAAAUUAGAAUACUUAUUUUUCAACAGUGGUAGAGCUUGUAAUAUAUGUUUGUUCGAAGUUAUCUAUGAUACUUGCACCAGUGUUGAAAAAAAUUAACUUAUGUUUGAGCAAGAGGAAUGUGUUGGCCUCAAAGGUUUUUGCUCAUGGUUUCCUCAGUGGUGUUGUCCAGAAGUGUUCGGGGGGGACCAUCACUGGUAUAAGUUCCUCUGCAGGGUUAUGGGGCAUAUUUGCAUGAAAUUUGGUGGAGCCAUUGCGGAUAAAGAGGAGAGCGUUGUCAGGGUCCAUCUGCCCUGCACAGGAAAAUGUCUGUGGCUCAUUAAAUGAGACCCCGUCAGGGAUUACCAAAUACGAACGGACAGUGGUAACUCUGAUAUGAAAUAAACUAAAUUGCAUCAAAUGGCCUUAAAUCAGAGUUUGGUAGGCUUAUCAAUACGUUGCUUAUAAUUGGGGUGAGGGAAGUAGAGGGAGAGAAAACAAGACAUUUACUACGUACCUCUUACGUGGCAGGCACUAUGCUAAGCACUUUAUAUGUGUAUAUACAUACACAUACACAUGUUAAGUCAUAAAAAACCUGCAGACACCCUCUAGGGGAAAUUGCUAGUAUUUUCACUUUACAAAUGAAGGUACUAAGGCUCUAAGAAGCUCAAUAACAGGAAGCCUUUUCCUCCCAAUUGAGGUUAUAUAGGUUGAGGUGGGAUUGAAGAGGGAAGGGAAGAUGGAAUUACCACUCCUAGGAAAACUUCCACACCUGACCAUGCGAAUCUGUCCGUCUGAUCACAUGGAGUUUGUCCAGUCCAGCCUCUGCAGGAUGCCAUUUGUGUGUGUCCCCUAGAUGGUGUUUUUUCUUCAAGGGGUGGAGGGUACAGCUUCCUAGUUCAUUCCUCUUGCUGGAGGUGGCAGGUUAACUGCUAUAAAUGCUCUAGGACAGUGAGCAUUUGAUGUUGUACAUAUCUACAAGUACCAUUUUUGUGCAUGGCCACUCUCCACCGAUACCUGCCAAGUACUGCAUGCAAACUGAGUAAGAGACAAAGUUCAAAUGUUGGUUCUUAACGAGAAAGCGACCACUCCAAAGCCUCCCUGUCUGGGGUGCAGGGACCAAGUCUACAGUGAUGCGAACUCAUCUGGCACCCGGGGGAAUCACUACAAACUCUACGCAGGUGUGACCCCGUGCACCUCGCGUGCCUAUCAGAACGGCUGGUGUUUCAUUCUCUUGAAAGAAAGUGGUUUGCUCGCCAUCCCCAGCCUGAAGGAGCGAAGGAAGGGCCAUUCAUGUGGAAGGCCCAGGACUGGUCAUCCAUGUAAUUCUUCUACCACAUUAAACUUUCCGUUAAAUCCCACGGUGAUGGCUUGAAGUGCAAACAGCCAUGAUGUGUACGUUAACCUAUGUGCCAUUUAUUUAUUUUCAGACUCCCCAUAGCUGUCAUGUCAAUAUGGGAUUAAUGCCUAAAUUUUGUAAAUAUUGUACAUUUUGUAAAUCAAUGAAUAAAGGUUUUAAGCG
Messenger RNA from Ailuropoda melanoleuca (giant panda), 3686 nucleotides. It is a transcript of the gene LYPD6, whose product is annotated as LY6/PLAUR domain containing 6. Gene Ontology annotation, molecular function: acetylcholine receptor inhibitor activity. The transcript has 7 exons. NCBI's taxonomy places the organism in Eukaryota, Metazoa, Chordata, Mammalia, Carnivora, Ursidae. Gene Ontology annotation, biological process: positive regulation of canonical Wnt signaling pathway. Bases 348 to 863 code for a protein of 171 amino acids. The record is from RefSeq and is a predicted model, not a curated record.